AUGUCUUGCAAUUCACAGAACUGCUGCCAGUCUGGUUGCUACAAAGACACCAUUCUCGAUGACAGAGAAGAAGUGUCCCUAGCAUUGACGAAUGCACCCAAUGAGAUGCCAUUCAAUAGUGUCUCUGCAGGUAGUGGAAGGAACCACCCAGAAAACUCUGUUCUGUGUGUCAAGUGUAAGCUCAAUGAAUCAAUGGCCAGCACCUCGGCUGAAUAUAACACAGAUAGUGACAUCAGUCGGUUCUGUGGUAAUUGUUUCCGGAGCAAUCUUUAUGGAAAGUUUAGGCUUGCAGUCUCUUCAAAUGCUUUGAUUUCACCUUCUGACAAUGUCCUUGUUGCUUUCUCUGGUGGAACUUCUUCUAGGGUUGCACUGCAGUUUGUUCAUGAGAUGCAACUGAAAGCGCUAAAGAAUUUUGAAGCCAGUAGAGAUAGAUCAUUACCUGUAUUUGGGGUUGGGGUUGUUUUCAUUGACGAACGUUCCAGUCUUGCUGUACCUACACUUGAAUUUGACAAAGCAAUUGAAGAUAUGAAAUUGAUUGUCUCAAAUAUAGCUCCUCCAGCGAAAAAGCUCCACGUUGUUCCCACGGAAGAUAUCUUUCCUUUGGAUUCCAUUGAUGGAAGAGAGAGAUUUAAGGAGCUAGUGGAUGCUGUUCACGAUGAUACUGGGAGAGAAGAUCUUGUGAAGUAUCUGAGAAUGCUCUCCUUGCAAAAGGUUGCUCAGGAUUAUGGAUAUAGUAAAAUUGUGCUGGGAACUUGCACAUCCAGGAUUGCCUGUCAUGUGCUUGAAGCAACUGUGAAGGGACAGGGUUACUCGUUGGCUGCAGAUAUACAGUAUGUAGAUGCAAGGUGGAAGAUACCAGUGAUACUUCCCUUGCGUGAUUGCCUUUCUCAGGAGCUAAACAUAUUAUGCAACCUUGACAGCUUGAAGACCAUAGAUGCUUUCAAAGGUCACCAUUCUGGCAUCAAUGCCUUGAUUACCUCGUUUGUAAAACUACUGCAGGCAGAAAAUCCAUCUCGGGAAAGCACAAUUUUCAGAACAGCCGGAAAGCUUACUCCUUUCCGUUUCAAUAGAAUGCCUGAAGCGGAUGACUUAAAUUCAAAAUUGGCAACUCAAAGGCGGCAGAAAAAAUAUAAUUUGAAACCCAAUGAAUCUCUUCCGCCAGAGUCAUUCUGUCGAAUCUGCAAUGCUCCUCUCAAAUUAUCUGAUGUCAAAAGUUGCAAUUUGGAGAACGGAACGCUGUCAGCAGAGGUUAUUAGAGAUAAAUGCUGCAUGAGUUGCCAGUUUCAAGUUCUGCCCAAGGAUACUUCGGUUCUGGAACAAUUUUUCUCACUUUUUCCUCAACAAAUGGAAGUACAGACUGAAUAUAACAGCAGCAGUGAAGAAAGACUUCAGACACUGAGGUAG
Molecule: messenger RNA, 1404 nt
Organism: Oldenlandia corymbosa var. corymbosa
Lineage: Eukaryota; Viridiplantae; Streptophyta; Magnoliopsida; Gentianales; Rubiaceae
Source: the annotation of a GenBank genome assembly